AUGUGGUUUUCCACAACAUUCACCCCACUCAAUCCUUGCGUCUGCAUUCUUUUGACUUUUCCAGUUGAAAGCAGAUCCAGAGGAAGAAUAACGCAGAGAGAACAAUUCUGUGACGAUGGCAACCAUCUGGCCUCUUCUUCUUCUGGCAACGGCUAUGCUGUAGGAAUAUUUGUUGCCGGGAUUCGACAGAAGACUGAGGUCUGGACAGCCAACAGAGACAAUCCUCCAGUUCCUGGUGAUGUUAAAUUGCACUUCAUAAGCAAUGGACGGCUGGUUCUGCAGACGGCACAAGGCAUGGAGACGGGAAUCGCCGGUAAUACCGAAGGUGUAGCAGCGGCAUCGAUGCUGGAUACGGAGUUUCGACCACCAACCAACACCUUCUUACCAGGUCAGAGGCUCACGACCGACGAAGUGCUGCUUUCCAGUCGUUCGGACACCGACCACUCAAUAGGCAUUUUUCGUCUCAUAAUGCAACAAGAUGGCUGGCUGGCGAUGUACCCCGUUGGAACCCCAGUCGAACUUGAGUAUGGUUAUUGGGGAGCUGGUGUUUCUGGAGAAGGAACUGAUGUGACACUGAAUUUUGAUGCUGAUGGUCGCCUCUACUUGCUCAAUGGCACCGGCAUAUCAAUAGUGAACAUUACAACGGGAAAUCCAACAAAAGGUAUUUUGACUGCCCAAACCAAGCCAAUCUACUGUUUGACACUUGACCCAGACGGGAUCUUGCGUCAUUACUCGCACAACAUGGAUCAGAAUUGUGUUUGGAAUGUCACAUGGUCAGAUCCAAAAGACGUGUGUGACCCUAAGGGUCUCUGUGGCAUCAAUGCAUUUUGCGAUCAAGAUGCUGGUUGCGAAUGUCUACCCGGAUUCAAACGUGUUAACCAAGACAGUUGGGCUUCAGGCUGUGAAAGAAAUUUCGAUUCUAAAAGUUGCAAAAGCAAUGAGGCAGUUACUGGAUAUACCAUGGAAGCAGAGCUUCAUACCGAAUGGCAUAACGAUAGCUAUUCAAUCCUAACAUCUUCAACCCAAGACGCCUGUGGAGAAGCAUGUUUGGGGGACUGUAACUGUGAAGCUGCGCUGUACAAAGACGGGGAGUGCAGAAAACAAAGUCUUCCUUUGAAAUUUGUAAGAAGAAAUCUGAGUGACUCAAGCGUAGCCCUCAUCAAGGUAGGUACGUCUCCAAUCUCUCCGGAUCCAGGAGUGCCGAAAGUGAUCAAAAAGAAGAAUCGAGUGGACAUUCUGAUUAUUGGCGUUUCAUUGCUUUCAUUUGCAUGCAUUAUCUUGGCAGUUUCUGGAAUUGUAGUUUACAAAUAUCGUGUUUGGCUGUAUAGAAACAUAUCUAACGCUCUUUGA
This is a messenger RNA of Juglans microcarpa x Juglans regia, 1350 nucleotides long. Its product is annotated as G-type lectin S-receptor-like serine/threonine-protein kinase LECRK1. The transcript is spliced from 4 exons. Gene Ontology annotation, biological process: recognition of pollen. The record is from RefSeq and is a predicted model, not a curated record. NCBI's taxonomy places the organism in Eukaryota, Viridiplantae, Streptophyta, Magnoliopsida, Fagales, Juglandaceae. The coding region runs from base 1 to 1350 and encodes 449 amino acids.